GGUCCGUGCCAGAUAAUCUUUGUUGGAGGAUUAAAGUGUGUCCCAGAGGAGGAGGAGGAGGACGCUCUACACGGCUUGUAUUCGUGCUAUGAGGCUCCUAUAACAUUCCAGGACAUAUUUGACCAGCUGACCAUAAUGCCUUCCACUAAGACCUCUAAUCACUGGACGUUAUCAGAGUUUCUUGGGCAGCGCAGACUGUUGGGGCUCGGGGCUCUGCUGGCGUGGCUCAUCCUCUUCCAUCUCCUGGUGAACGUUUGGCUCCUCUGCGUCUUCACCAGCCUCCUGGUGGUUCUUGGAGGUUGGCUUGGUUCCCGGGCUGUACUGGAUGCCAACAGCCUUCUCCACUUGGAACAUUUUUUGCCUCUUGGCACAGUUAACCCCCCUCUGCCUUCGCCUGAGCAUGAGUGGAGGUUGAACCAUGAGAUCCACAGCGCCGUCCACAAAGCUGUGCGUGACUUUGUGUCCUCGUGGUAUCGCACUCUGCUGCCAGAGGUGGAGGGAGAGUUUGAACGUGCUGUGCGUAAAACAAUGCUGGAGUCAGUGAUGGAGCUGAAAGAGCGUGCACGGCAUGUGGACAGAAAAGCGUUGGUUCAACGGCUGCUGGAGCUGUACGGCUGUCACCUGCAGAGCUACAUGACAGUGAGACAGAUACAGUCGACACAGAAGGAGAGCUUUAGCCUCUGGCAGCUCUACAGUGAAGUAGACGCUCCUCAUCCAGCUGUGAGCAGCACAACCACUGAGCUCAGCUACUCCAGAGCUCUAGUUAACCUUGUAUUACAUGUCCUGGUUCCGUACCCUCAGAUGGAAACCAAGACCGGAGGCUACAUGGUAACAGAGCUCAUCACCUGCAAUGUGCUGCUGCCACUAAUAAGCAGAGUUUCUGAUCCUGACUGGCUCAACCAGACCAUCGUAGACAUAUUCACCAGGUCCAGAGAACCACAGGAGAUCGGCAUAGAUGACCUCCCAGCAGAAGCACUAUACAAAUGUCAGAUCCAGCAGGAGUCCUGGACCACCUGCAAGUCACUGUCUUCUUCUGAUCAAACUGGCCUCACCUGCAAAAGCUCCUCUUAUUCUGAUGAUCUGCAGAGUCCAGCAAACUCCUCACAGAGCAGCAUGGUUAGCCUGACAUCUGCCGGGAAAGUGCAAAGAUGCCAUGCAGGUUUGCUCAAACCGUACAAAGUGAACUGCUGUUCUCUCACAUCUGGCCGCUACUCAUCACAGACCAAAAUAAUUUCAUCAGACUCGCUGAUUCCAUCAGACUCAGAAGACGACCUGACGGGAGGCUUUUGUGACUGUGGUCCUCCAACCAACUUCUGCAACGUCCUCACCUUAAAGGACGACGAAGACUUUGGCUGCUUCGGUCCUCUGAGAAAUCUUGGGCCAAAGGUAGUGGUGCCUGAUGACUCCCAGUGGCCAGCAGGCAUCGCCCAGGAGAGAUCUCCAACUUGUCCUCCAAGAAGGCUCUGUAUAUCCCCCUACAGCUUUGAUGCCCCCAACAACCCAGCUUCACCUGUGGUCAUCCAGAACGUGCAAGUUUCUGGAACUGUCAGUGUGAAGGAGCAGCGAAACGGUGGCACACAUCCAUAUACUCUCUACACUGUAAAGUUUGAGACACUGGCUGACCCUGAUAAUGCCGACACUCUACAACCUGCAGCCAGUCACACCGUCAGUCGCAGAUACAGCGAGUUCCUCAACUUGCAGACACGUUUAGAGGAGAAGCCUGAAGUGAAGAAAUUCAUCAAAAAUGUGAAGGGCCCGAAGAAAAUGUUCCCCGACCUCCCGUUCGGCAGUCCAGAUGGUGAGAAAGUUGAGGCACGUAAAACCCAACUGGAUGCCUUCCUUAAACAAUUAGGCAGCAUUCCUGAGACAGCCAACAGUGAAGACAUGCAAGAGUUUCUAGCUCUUAACUCAGAUGCUUGCACAUAUUUUGGAAGGAAGCCUUUUGUCAAGUCAAGAAUUGAUAAGAUGAUGGAAAAUGCUUUAGACACCUUGAAGACAGCCUUCCCUCAUCCUGAGACCCUCAGUCCCACAGAGGACAUCGAAGGAGAUGCUGAUGGAAGGACGAUGGAAAGAAAGUACAGGAGGCUUAUGUUCGGCAGCAAAGUUUCCCCAUCUCUCAAUAUACCUGACCUACAUCCUAAAGUGGGAUACUGCUUCAGUGAAGGCAGCCCGGUCCUCAAUGGCAUGUCACUAUCCGGCCUGGAGAGCUUUGUCGGAGAGCGAUAAAGACUUUUAUGUGAGCUGAAUGGGAAAGAGGCAGUCAAGCAGAGCUGUGAGCAGCAAGGCAAAGACAAGAAGAAUUCAGGGAAAAAUCACGGAACAGACACAGCUGUGGCAGAUGUUGCUUUGAACAUCUUGUGUCUGCUGAUGAAGGACCAGUGGAGUUGGCUGUGCACUGAGAACAUACAGAAAACCAUCAGACUGCUUUUUGGCACUUUCAUUGAAAGAUGGUUGGAUGUUGGGGUUGCCCAUCUUACCAGUGCCCCCUGCUGGGUGAUUUACCUCCAAGUGCUGCAGGAGGCUGUAUGGCCAGGUGGCACGCUGCCUACUCAGCCACGACCAGAGCGAAGUGUCGCAGAAAGAGAGGAAACGAAGGAGCAAUGUCUGGACUGUCUAAUGCAGCUGUUACCAGAACUCAUCACUGACAUGCUGGGCAGUGAGAAGUACAGACUGAGCUUAGAGACCAUGCUGGAGUCUUUACAGGACCAUCAGAUAAACAAACAUCUGCUCUACUGCAUCUGUGACCUGCUGCUGGAGUUUCUGAUCCCUGAGUCGUGUGAUGAGGCCUUCCAGAAAUCUCUCCUGCAGAGUUUGGCUAAAGACACAGAGAGGGACAGUCCUCACAUGUGAUCUACACAUAAUAUACUUACAGAUGGAUGUGCAGUAUACUGUAUGUGUGAGCUGGAGUUUACAGGAUAACGGCACAAAAUAGUGGCAGUCAUUACUUUUGGUCAGCAGGAAAAAGGUCUUCUCUUAGCUUCAUGCAUUUACAAUAAGCUUCCCUUCUUUGUGACCAACUGUAGCACAAAGAAAUGGGAAAUGUGAGAAAUGUGUGUGUAUCAGAAGGAAACAACUAUGGUGUCAGCAUCAGCCAGACAAUGUCCAACUAACAGAAGUAUCAGCCAAGUAUUGGCAACUGUUAUGACCCAUAAUGCAGACUAUGUACAAUUACAUUAAUAAAUGAGUCUUUUUUAGCUACAGCCAAACAGCCAUGUUCUCUGUAACUUGUGCUUGUUCACUGUUUUUCUGAAUACAUUUAUUCAUUCACUCAGGUUUGGUGCACACAUGGUUUCCAUAGAGACCGACACCUGACAGUUUAUAUGUUCCAUAUGAAAUAUUAAAUUUUUAACAAAUGUAUUUUUAAAUCAUCACCUGAUGCAUUGAAUAGAUUUGAUACAAGGGCUUUAAAAUAUAUCCUGGAUUGUAAAUUAACUUUUGUUUCUGUCCUUUAUUCCCUGUAAUCCGAUGAUGGAAGUUUACGCUUCUCAGUGCAAUUAGUGCCUUCAGCUGAUAGCUGUGACAUCCGUUAGUGAAAUCAGCUUUCUUAUAUUUUAGUUUGUCAGUUUCACAGAGAGCUCAGAUGAAAGUCAGGGCUGAGCAUAAGACUGGUGGACUGAUUCAAAGACUGAUUUACUGAAGCAAUAAAUGCCUUUAGUCUAUGAGCGUUGUGUGGGAAUUCCCCUUUCUUCCAGCUUUGUACACAGAUUUUAAGAUUUUGUAUUUGUCUCCUCCCUCACUGUCAUGUUACUGUGUUAGUGGAUGUGUUUUAUCUGCAUUUACUCCUUUGCACCCAUCAAAUUAUGAAUAUUUUCCAUUUGGUGCAGUUUUCAUAAGCAGCUGCACAGACACUCUCACUGAUGAUGACUAACGUAGGAAACUGAAUGCAACCAUCCGUAUUGCUGCUCCCAAAGCACUGAUGCUUCAUGUUUGAUCUUAAAAAUCUGGGAUUGCUUUCACCCAGCCAUCUGUUUGAGCUUUGUGGGGUCUUUAAACCACUAAAUUAUUUAGACCUUAAUAUUAAGAGCACUAUGUGUGUGAAAAGAGUUUAACAUUUGACACGUGCACUCCAGACAGAUAUUUUGUUCAUAAAAGUACAUCCAGACAGUGUGCUAUAGUUUUCCCAUGAGCUUUUGAUCCUGACAACAUUCUGAAAAACGAUCAUUGUAUCUUUGAUCUUUGACUAUGAAUAACAAUUUACUGUAUGACUUAUGAAACCACAGUCAAAAUGUUUCUUUUUAAUUUGACAUAGGUGUUGUGUUAAGAAAAACAAGGAGCCAAAUCACCAACAUUUUCUUGUCAGCUUGACUCCAUUUCAAGUGAAAAAUGUCCCAUUAAAUAUGAAGCAUCUGUU
Amphiprion ocellaris (clown anemonefish) is the source of this 4351-nucleotide messenger RNA. It is a transcript of the gene snx19a, whose product is annotated as sorting nexin 19a. Gene Ontology annotation, cellular component: intracellular membrane-bounded organelle; early endosome membrane. The transcript has 12 exons. Lineage: Eukaryota; Metazoa; Chordata; Actinopteri; Pomacentridae. The record is from RefSeq and is a predicted model, not a curated record. Gene Ontology annotation, molecular function: phosphatidylinositol binding.